UUUAAGGUCGAUUCACACAUAUCAGUGAACCCACAGUUCCGGCACAGUACCGCAUCAGUGAUAAUUAUUCUUUCAAACAUUCUCUAUGGAUGUAUUCGCACUUGUCAGUGUCAGUGUCGUCUCAGUACCGUCAGUGUCAGUGCCGGCACCGGCCAUCAUGGACGUGAUCGGCGAAGACGAUAUUUUAUCACGGAUCACUGACGCCGCUGCAUCGAAAACAAAAUGGAAGACGAGGUGUUGAUUGAAUUAGUUCGUGAGAAUCAUGUUUUGUAUGAUUUAUCUCAUGCAAAGUAUAUGGAUACAAAAUACAAAAACAAUUUGUGGAACAAAAUAGGAACACAAAUGAAUGUAGACGGUUCAACAUGCAAAACACGGUGGAAUAACAUAAGAGACAACUAUCGAAAAUCGUUGAAGAAAACGGAAAGUAAAAGUGGACAAAAGAAGACCAAUGUUAAAUUAUACAAAUACUAUGAACAAUUACAUUUUUUGAAAAAAUAUUUCAAUGAACGACCGACAGUACAAAGUGUAGAACCAGAAAAAGAAAAUUCUGACUCCGAAACCAACGAGCCUCGAAAUACCGUAUCCAUUUCACCUGAUAUACCCAUUGUCGCUAGUCACGAAGCAUCCAUUCCAUCACCAAGCUACGUAUCCACUCCAUCACCACAGUGCGUCCGCACUCCCACACCAUCACCAAGCCAUGUGUCUACUGCAUCACCAUUGUACGUCCGCACACCCACACCAUCACCAAGCCAUGUAUCCACUCCAUCACCACCAUCACUGGCGUCUCUAUCUACUACAUCUACUUUAAGAAAGAGAAAAGGUUCGACAAAAUGCACACCAAAACCAUCCUCAGCAUCUUCAUUAAUGGAAUAUGUUCUUCAAAAAAAUCAAGAAAAAGCCGAACGCGUCGAGCAUCCAGUUGAUGCUUUUUUAAAUGGUAUUGCACCCACACUGAAGAAUUUGAAUCAAUAUUACUUAAAUUUGGCAAAGACUGAAAUAUUUACAACUGUGCAAAAAUAUGAGAUGAAGAUGAUGACAGAGCAAAAUGUACCAUUAUAUCCAAGAGAUAUUGCAACUGAACCAAAAAAUAUAAAUCUCACAUCGCAAUCUAUUCUUGACUCUACUGGAUUGGCUAAUAUAGUAGUAUCAUAUCCAAGAGAUAUUGCAACUGAACCAACAAAUAUAAAUCUCACAUCGCAAUCUAUUCUUGACUCUACUGGAUUGGCUAAUAUAGUAGUAUCAUAUCCAAGAGAUAUUGCAACUGAACCAACAAAUAUAAAUCUCACAUCGCAAUCUAUUCUUGACUCUACUGGAUUGGCUAAUAUAGUAGAUCCCACACAACAUAGUGAUGUGCAGCAAUUUGUUAUGAACUCUACAUUUAACGAAUGAUAAUGCUUUAGAACUUAACAAAGUGUUAAAAGUAUAAUGUGUUUAUGUGCCACAUACGAAGUAAUAAAAACUGAUUUAAAUACAUAUUUUCAGAAUUUUAAUUAAAAGGUUAUCCUUAAACAUACCUGUCAGUGGAUACAUCUGCACUGCAAAAAAUGUGUUCACUGAUAUGUUAUCGACUGUUUCUACCUCCAAAAAGGUAAAAAUAAAGUUAAUAACAUCCGGUUUACCUACCUUAGACAAAUUGCGAGCCGCUCUCUAGGAGAUAUAGCCUUCCUCCAUCGAGUAUCUUUCUUUACUAAUUUAUUUCCCAGCUUCUGAAGGAAUAUUAAAACAGCUUUCCGACAUUUUAAAAUAUUCAAAAUACUUUCUUUCGUCUUCAAUUAAUUCUUUGUAUAAUGUCACGAAUUCUCCUUCAGAUUCUCUUAACUUCCAUGCUUCAUGUACCCAUUUUCUUUUUUUUCCUCGAUU
This is a messenger RNA of Chilo suppressalis (striped riceborer), 1860 nucleotides long. The record is from the annotation of a GenBank genome assembly. Lineage: Eukaryota; Metazoa; Arthropoda; Insecta; Lepidoptera; Crambidae.